Drosophila arizonae is the source of this 1974-nucleotide messenger RNA. It is a transcript of the gene Ir47a, whose product is annotated as Ionotropic receptor 47a. The record is from RefSeq and is a predicted model, not a curated record. Lineage: Eukaryota; Metazoa; Arthropoda; Insecta; Diptera; Drosophilidae.
AUAUUUAAAUCAGCUCUUAAUGCAAUUAGUAUAACGAUUGCUCGAUAAACCUUUAAAAGGUCUGUGAAACGUGCGUCCGCAGCUCAGUGCGAAGACCGAAGUCAAUUGCCGAUGGCAAAAAUGAAAUUGUUGCUGUGUUGCCUCCUCAGUCUGCUCUGGUCUGGUGGCAGCUGCUGUUGGCCGAAAUUUGGCCUGGAAGUGGAGCGUCGUGAGGAUGUGCUCUAUAAUUUGUUGGUCCAGGUGAAUGUGGAAGAGCCAAUUGUGUUGUUGUUGCUGCUGCAGCGUAGGCAGCCAACUAAUUUGGAUGCUUUACAACACUGGCCGUUCUCUAAUUGGCCAGUGUUGCGUUACGACGAACGAAACGUGAUUCGUGUCAUCAAUUAUACACGCAGAGCAUUAGCAUUGAUUUACAUACGUGAAAUACGAGAUGCACUGCUGCUGACUGCCGCAUUGGCCGACAGCCUGGAGGGCAUGCGGGAGGCGAGAAUUAUAAUUUGGCUGCAAAUCGAGAAGAGCAAUGCUCAAGAGCUGCUGGACCUAAUUGGUCGUCAGGCGAGGCGAUAUUAUUAUUACAAUAUCCUAAUAUUAAUUGGAAAAGGUCGGCGAUUUUCCUUGUUACGCAUGCAGCCAUUUCCUCAGCCCAGCUACGAGGAGAUGAGGUUGCCUUUGAACCGCACGCUUAACAGCACUGAACGCCUCUUUGUGCAACACUGGCGCAAUUUUCGGGGCAAGCGAGCCGUGAUGAUACCCUCGCUCGUGCCCCCGAACAGUUUCAUCAGCCGUGAUCCGCGCACGGGUCGCGAAUACUUCAACGGCUUCUGCUACAAUCUGAUGGAAUCGUUUGCCAAGCAUCGAAAUAUCCAACUUGAGUACUUCAGCCCGUUUCUCAAUGAGACCCGUAGAGCUCAACAUAUGCCCGAGAUAAUGCUGCUAAUAGGUCGGGGCGAGGUGGAUUUUAUAACCAAUGUGCAGCCCUUUUCGCAGCGCCAUCAAGCCGAGGGCACGCAGAGAUCGGCAACGCUGGGCAUGGUCAGUUUCCUGAUUGUGGUGCCCUGUGGCCAUGAGCUGAGCAUCGGGCAGAUCUAUUUGCGAAUGUUUUCCCCGAAGUCGAUGCUAAAGCUGCUCGCAGUUUAUGUUGGCCUCAGUUUGUUCGAGACGUUCGUGGCUUAUUGUUGUCGCAAAUCGAAAUUGAAUUUUCCCUACUCUCGGUUCGUCUUGAACUUGAAUGUCUUACGGAAUUUGAUCAAUCAUACGGUGCCCAUUGCCAGACGUAGUAGGCUGCCAGUGAGAAUCUUGGGCUUUCAACUGGCUCUGCUGGGGAUCAUGUGCAAUAUCUCAUUUAAUGCCACCCUGAGCACCUGGUUGACCAAGCAGCCGCGUGAACGCCACAUACAGAACUAUGCCGAGCUGAAUGCCAGCCGAUUGCCGGUACUGUUUGAUUAUGCCUCGUAUGAGCUCAUCGAGACGGAAUACGAAGCGGAUUUCUUUACCAAAAAAGUGCCCAAUGCUGUCUGUAUGGAGGCCAAGGAUCAGGUCGAGCUGUUGCUUAGCCUGAACACGAGCUAUGCCUAUCAGACGUAUUCUUUGAUCUGGAACGCUUUGGAAGUCUAUCAGCGAAACUAUAAGCACCCACUGCUAUGCAAAUCGAAUGAUAUACAUAUUGCCGAAGAAUUUCCAGUGAAUACGAUAUUGCAGAAGAAUUCGAUCUAUGCCGCUGCCUUGGACGAGUACAUUUUGAAUGCCCAGAAUGUGGGCUUAGCGAAACUAUUCAAGCUGAGAUCCUAUCAUGACAUGAUGAUUGGCAAAGUUCCAUCAUUGGCCUGUGAUUCGUUUAAGAGUCCGAUUUAUACCCGUUUCGACGACCUGCAGCUCUUCUGGAAAUUAUAUCUUGUCGGCCAUGUCAUGGGCUUAUUGAUUUUCAUAGCCGAAUUGAGUGUGGGCAGAAGGCAAACGCGCGUAAUUGAAGCUAACUGA